This is a messenger RNA of Gadus chalcogrammus (walleye pollock), 2171 nucleotides long. RefSeq names its product transmembrane protein 100-like. The coding region runs from base 263 to 775 and encodes 170 amino acids. The transcript is spliced from 2 exons. NCBI's taxonomy places the organism in Eukaryota, Metazoa, Chordata, Actinopteri, Gadiformes, Gadidae. The record is from RefSeq and is a predicted model, not a curated record. Gene Ontology annotation, biological process: cellular response to BMP stimulus.
UGGCAGUGAGCCACUCAGUGGACGCACGUAUGCAGUUGUUUGAAGCCUCUUGAUUAUGAAGAGAACUAUUGAGAAUAGUCGGAUAUAUAUCCUCAGAGCCGGAGACUUAUAGAGGGUCGCUGCCAAGUGUUUGGUGAACGAUAUCAUGCGGGUACCGUACUUUUCUGAUUUGCAACAUUGUGGCAAGAGAUGAAGAAUAACCAUCCGUCCUUUUUACCAUUAGCUCUUCCACAACCGCCAGAGAACGUACGUCCCCCUCAAGAUGGCGCACCUUUUCCUCGCUAGCACGAUCCCUGUGUCGGGCGAGGACCCGCACACCUCCAAAGGCGCCCCAAAACCCCCCAAGAGCUCCAUGAAAACGCCUACCCUGUCCACGGCGUCCGUGGACUCGAAGACGACGACGACGACGACGACUGCGACGGCCACGCCGUCCAAAAAGGACACCAGGAAGGUCAUCGUGACCACCGUGCCGCUCAUCAACGAGCUCCAGCUGACAGCCGCCACGGGGGGCGCCGAGAUGUCGUGCUACCGCUGCACGAUCCCCUUCGGCGUCGUGGUGCUCAUCGCCGGCGUGGUGGUGACGGCGGUGGCGUACGCCUUCAACUCGCACGGCUCCACCAUCUCGGUGCUGGGCCUGGUGCUGCUGUCAGCCGGGCUGGGCCUGCUGGGCUCCAGCGCCGUGUGCUGGAGGCUGAGGAGGAGGAAGAAGAGCAGGGACAAGCGGCGGGAGAGCACGACCGCACUCAUGUUCAACCACGACGCCCUCCUGGCCUAGCCCUAACCCUAACUUGGACGACUUUCAGGGCCAGUUAAAGGGUCGGGUGUGGAUCCUGGAGACCACCCCAAUCCCCCCAAUCAUAAUUCAAUGUCCCUUUUUGGUGACCUUUGAAACAGGACCCCCAGCAGUUUGAAUCGUUUCGGGAUAGGUUGAAGAAGGAACUGUAACAUUGCGGUGAAUGUAACCGAAUAAACAGACUGAAGACUGAAGGCGAUCACGACACUAAAUGGAGCCCUCACAGCUCACUGUCACUCCUAUAUAAACUGUAAGAAGUUAUAAGGACAUGGACCAAGCUAUUUGUACUUUAGUUGACAGGCAGGGAUGUGUGAUGGACACAAGGAUUAUAAUAGCAGAAAGACUCAAAACAAUGGAUGAUUGCGGAAGGAAUAAACAACAGCUGAAGAUGAACAUUUUAUACAUUAUAAGUCAAGAAUCCAACCUAGAGAGCCCAAAAGAGUAACUAAUACUUCAUUAAUUAAAAUACCUAAUGUCCCCUUUUAUUUCAGGGCUUGUGUUAUGAUAAUCCUUAGGACAUAUUUCAUUAUACAUUAUGUAUCUAGCUUGUCAUCCUUGUUGGCCUAAUUUAGAUUACAAAGUUGUGUAUUAUGAUCCAGGAUUAAAGACCCAAAUAAUAACUGAACUGAACAACAAUACAUACAAAAAACGUUCUAGAUAUUUGGCUGUACUACUGUAUUUCUGGGAAAUGGACAAUGAAUGUCUUGAUCUUUUCAUUCUUCCUGAAAUGCUUAUGAUUGAGACAGAGUUCUUGAGGGAGUCCUUCAUUUUAGUGCAUAAUUGGCAAACCCUUUUGAACAAGAAGGAACACUCAUCCUCGUUGAAAGGUUUGGAAAGGUCAGGAGUUGGGGCAUUCCCAGCCAACCGAAAUUCUAGUGCUCGUAUCCUUGACAACUGUAGUGUUUAAACACUGCGACAUGGCUGAGGGUAAGAUGCAUUAACAAGAAAUUCCUGCCAGCGUUUCUGUGACUCAGUGCUGCUAAAUGGUAGAUUUGUCUACUUAUCUUUAAUAGGUACUUUAUUAUUGUGUAGCUGUGUAGCUAUUUUUCCUAAACUCUCUGAGACAAAGGACAUUUCAGUCCCUGCUGAUCUGAAGUCUGACAUGCAUGUGUAUGAUUGUAACUCUAGUGCACUAUGUUCAAUGGUGAUAACCAACAAAUAAACAUAUUCCAUGCUGUAUACACCAUAUGCAAACCUUAGUGACAAGAAUAACCUACAGCCUAUCACUAUCUUAAUCUUGGUAGAAAUUAAAUGUCAAUCGAAAUUUACAAUUAUACCCUCUCACGAGGGCAUAAACCAUCUAAUUUCCAUAGCGUUAUUCAUUGCAGGUCCCUGUACAUCUUUUUGUGACAUAUCCGUUCUAAUAAACCCAUGAUAC